AUGUCUGCAACAGAACCAUUGGAUUUACAAUAUCGUAGUUUACAAACACAUAAAAUGGAACAAAUUAUUGGCCGAAUGAAUUCAAACAAAACUGGACUUAUUCAUGAAUUUCAAACAGAUCCAUUCUUGCAUUAUGCAUUUCAAGGUUGUGUAUUUGUCAAUUGGCUUCAAGAAAAUAUACCAACAGAUGAUGAACAAGAAGCAUUACAUAUGGCUGAAUUAUUUUUAUAUUAUGGAUACAUAUUUCGUAUAACUGAUUCAUCACAAUCCUAUUUUAAGCUGAAUAAAACUUAUUGGUAUCGAUUUCAGGCUCCAUUUUAUUGGUUAUCUAAAAUAUCUAAAGUUGAUGAUAUAGAUUAUGCAAUUUAUUUAAUGAAACGAAAUUUAAAAAAAGGCGGUUUUCAAACUACUGAUCGUGAAGAAGCCAUUUUUAAUCAAUUGUCAAAAUCAUUAAGUGAUAAAUGGAAAAUAAUUGAAUUUCAAGCAGCUGAACAAUUACGUAUCGAGCGUAGACAUGAUGAAGUUGAUAAAAAUAUAUUAAGAUUACAGGAAGAAGCUUUCUGGAAAAUAUAUCGUCCAUUAGGAAAAGCAAAGAAUCGAUUAACAGAUGCAUUACCAAGAAAUUUCACACUGAAACAAAUUCAAGUACGUCAAGAACAAAUGAGAAAUAAAAUGUUAGAACAAAAAAGGCUAUUAGAAGAACAAAAUAUUGAUCCAUUGACACAUCAAUUACAAACAGAUCCACAGUUAACUUCACAUCGUGCUGAUAAAAAAUCCAUAGAAUUAAUUAUACUUUAUGCUACAAAUCAUUUCAACUAUGAUAAUCUUUUAAAUGGUGAUACAAUGAAAAAUAAUUGGUUUGCAUCUGACAAAGAUACAAGUGUUUGGGAAGAUGAAAGUGUAAUCUGUUCAGAAACUGGCAUUACUGGACCUGCACCUUAUCCAACAUUAAAACAGGUACGUUUAUGGGGUACCAGUAUGAACAAUCUGAUUCGUGAUGAAAAUGGACAAAAAUGGUUGGAGCAUUUUAUGCAAAAAGAAUAUAGUUGUGAAAAUUUUCGAUUUUUACAAGAAGUUAUCAAGUAUAAAUAUGGACCAUUAUCAAUGAUUGAAAAAGAAUCCAAACGAAUCUACGCAGAAUUUUUAGCUAAAACUGGAGCUAGUGAAAUUAAUGUUGAUAAUUAUAUUAUGAAUGUAACAGAAGAAUUAUUAAAGAAUCCAAAUCCAUUUUGUUUUGAUUUGGCACAAGAACAUAUUUAUAAUUUAAUGAGAACUGAUUCGUAUGCACGUUUUUUACGAUCAUCUGAUUAUUUGAAUUUGGUAAAUAAUGCCACAAAAGCUGUAUCACCAUCGAAAUCACCAAAAAUAGAACAAUCAAAUAAACGAUCAUAA
Messenger RNA from Schistosoma turkestanicum, 1392 nucleotides. Lineage: Eukaryota; Metazoa; Platyhelminthes; Trematoda; Strigeidida; Schistosomatidae. The record is from the annotation of a GenBank genome assembly.